Anolis sagrei ordinatus is the source of this 1815-nucleotide messenger RNA. RefSeq names its product translocation associated membrane protein 1 (gene TRAM1). Gene Ontology annotation, biological process: SRP-dependent cotranslational protein targeting to membrane, translocation; protein insertion into ER membrane. Lineage: Eukaryota; Metazoa; Chordata; Lepidosauria; Squamata; Anolidae. Gene Ontology annotation, cellular component: endoplasmic reticulum membrane. The record is from RefSeq and is a predicted model, not a curated record.
GAGGAGGAGGAGGAGGGGGCGGGGCCUAAGCGAGGCUGUUCCUGGGCCUCCCUCCUUCCCUCCCUCCCUCCGCAGAGAUCGCAGAGCCGAAGGAGCAGCAGCGGCAGCAGCAGCAACAAGGGCCCAAGAGGAGGAGGAGGGGGAGGAAGGCUCUUCUCUUCCUCGCCCGCCAUGGCGAUCCGCAAGAAGAGCAACAAGAACCCUCCGGUGCUGAGCCACGAGUUCGUCGUGCAGAACCACGCGGACAUCGUCUCUUGCAUGGCCAUGGUCUUCCUGCUGGGGCUCAUGUUCGAGGUUACAGCAAAAGCAGCCGUUGUUUUUGUUACACUUCAGUAUAAUGUCACCAUUCCUGCCACAGAAUCAGAGUCCACAGAAACAAUCACGUUGUAUCACUAUGGUAUCAAAGACCUGGCUACUGUUUUCUUCUAUAUGCUGGUGGCAAUAAUCAUCCACGCAAUCAUUCAAGAAUAUGUUCUAGAUAAAAUAAACAGGAAAAUGCACUUCUCCAAGACGAAGCAUAGCAAGUUCAAUGAAUCUGGACAACUCAGUGCAUUCUACCUUUUCUCCUGCGUCUGGGGCACCAGCAUUCUUGUGUCUGAGAACUACAUUUCGGAUCCAACAUCGCUCUGGAGGGACUACCCGCAUACUGCAAUGCCGUUUCAAAUGAAGUUUUUUUACAUCUCCCAGCUAGCAUACUGGUUCCAUGCCUUUCCAGAACUCUAUUUCCAGAAGACAAAAAAAGAAGAUAUUCCUCGCCAGCUUGUCUACAUUGGGCUUUAUCUUUUCCAUAUCACUGGAGCUUAUCUGUUAAAUUUGACCCACCUUGGACUUGUUCUUCUGGUUUUACAUUAUUUUGUGGAAUUUCUGUUCCACAUCUCCAGACUCUUUUACUUCAGUGAUGAGAAAUAUCAGAAAGGGUUUUCAGUCUGGGCCGUGCUUUUUGUCUUGGGAAGACUCCUGACCUUGAUUCUUUCUGUACUUACUGUGGGAUUUGGCCUGGCCAGAGCAGAAGAUCAAACAUUGGAUUUUAGUACUGGAAACUUCAACGUGCUGCCAAUCAGAAUCAGCGUUUUGGCUUCCAUCUGUUUAACACAAGCCUUUAUGAUGUGGAAGUUCAUUAAUUUCCAACUGAGAAGGUGGAGAGAACAUUCUUCACCUCCCCAACCAGUGAAAAAGAAGUUUGUAACAGCUAAAGGCAAGCCUUCCAGAAAAGAAAGAGAAAAUGGAAUCAAUGGAACAUUAACCUCAAAUGGAGCAGACUCACCUCGCAGCAGAAAAGAAAAAUCCUCCUAAAACAGAACUUUCUUAAGUUAAUUGACUAAUAUCCCCAAAGAGAACUGCUUUUUACUUUGGAAAGUCCUUCAGCACCAGAGUUCCUAUUGUUAACAAAAAAAUUUAAUGCUUUUUUAUUAUUGUCACCAUAAUGCUUUGUUUAACUUUUUAAAAUCUUUUAACUGAAGAGAGGGCCACAUUAUUUUUUUAAUACCUUUGAAAAUGUUUUGAGUAUGAAUUGGAAUCCACUUUGCCAAAAUCAAUGAAACAACCUGCCAUUCCUUCCAGCUUUAUAGAGGUGAAUAUAGUCCAUUCCAAAAAAGUGUUAUAAUGUUCCUGUUUUUAAAGGGAACUCAAAGUUGAAGUUUAAACAUGUAACACCAUAUCUUUUUUUAGAUAUUCUCUAACACCUAGGUGUCUAUAUUGAUUUUACAGUUCACAAUGGAAUUUGUAAACCACCAAAAUAAUAUCCAUUAUUUUGUAGAUGGUAUCUACAGUGAUUCAAAAAAAUCCCUUAUUAAAAUACAGUUGGACUGAUUAAAA